CCUGUGCCACUCGGCCUUCGUGUUUUUGUGUUCCCCGAUAUAAAAAAGAGCAAGAAAUAAUCGUAAAUUAAAAGCACCACAGGAUUGACUUUUUAUGUGUGUGUCGCAGUCUCCGUUUCAUUCUGUGUGUUUCUCUGUGUUUUUGUGAUUUCUGUUGUUUCCGCGUGUUAACCCAAGAGUGUCAUUCCUUUCGUUUCUUGUUCGCAGUUCAAGGAUAACGCACGACCACAGACACAGUCAAGGCUCUACCGUAAAUAUCUACAGAACUUGGCAACAGAAUGCAUCUCUUUGUGCUGUCAACGCUUGUGCUGGUGCUGGCCUCCUUGGCCGCCAGCCAGAAUCCACUGGAUGCGAGUGGCGCUGCCGUCGAAAUCCAGCAGCAGCGGCUGAUAAAAUUUCCCGAGGAAUUUGAUCCCAAUGUGGCGCCACCUACGGCCGAGAAGGUGGACGAGGCGAAGCGCAUUCUCGAGCAGAUUGCACGCGUGAACGAGGCCUUUGGCUACGUGAAGAAGCAGCCGGCGCAGAAGAAGCUCCCGCCCAUACUCGACUCCAGUCAGUAUUUGUUCCCCAAGCCCGCCUAUCAGCCGUUCCACGCGCAGCAGCACCACUUUGCCGGCAGCCAUGGCCAGACGCUGCUCGAGCCCUCGAUUCGCGCGGUAAAACUGACUCGAAAUGUGGCAGGAUCCAGCUACAAUGUGCCACCAAGGCUGCGCAAGGGCACAGCCGCACCUGCCAGUGUGGAGGUGCAGCAAUCGCAGCUUUACUUCCGACCCAACCAAGUGGAGCUGCCAAAGCCCACAACGGCGCAGGAGGCGCAGCAGCUGCCCGCGCACUUUGCCAUCCCCGUGCACCUGUACAAGCUGAACAAGGAGCAGUAUCUGCGGGAGCAUGCCGCCCAGGAGUACCGCGUCAAGGGCUACAAGAUCAUCGGCGAUGUGGACAGCUUCUAUGGCAAGGCCAAGUCGGGCAGGAAGCAGGGCAAGACCACGCCCAAAUAUCAUUUGUUCUUUCUGCCCCGAGAGUUGGCGCUGAACGAGGAUGGCACGCCCAAGAGGGGCAAUGGCACAACGACCACAAAAGCUCCAGCUGCUCCACAGGGCUCCAAGGAGUUCCGUUUGGACUCCCGGGAGCGGCCCUCCAACAAGCCUGCCCACAGAACGCAGACGACUGUGGCAGCCCCCACCGACAAUAGCCUGGGAGCCGCUGGGAAUCGCAAGCGAGUCAGCACCACCGUGAAGCCUGUGCGGGGAGCUGCCUCUGCUGCUGGCAAGGAGGCGGAGCAGCUGCCACCCAACAUGGCCUCGACUUCAGCACCCUCAACCCUAGCUCCUGCCGGCGGACUGCUGCCCAAUCGCAAUCGCCUGAAUCCCUUCCGCGUCUCCGGCAUCAACAUCGCCGACAUGCAGAACCAAACGUCGUCGGCCAUCAAGAAUGCCUUCCAGAACAUAUUCCGAAUGCCCUUCCGGCCGGUGCCCGGUGCACUGUCGCCCUCCCAGCCCAUCAUUGUGGGCAGCAUUCCGCAGAAGCAUUCGCAGGCGCUGUCCAGCGACACGCAGGAGGACUACAAGUGGGAGGACGAGAAGGAGGAGGGCGGCGGCGAUGGCAACAUCGAAGAUCUGGAGAACACGGCCGCCGAGCAGGACACCAGUGCCCAGUCCGAGGAGAAGCAUUUGUUUGCGCACAAGAAUCACCUCGGAGCUGGUGGCCUGAUGCACACCAUCGGCCAUGUGGCCACCGCACAGCAGACCACCCAGAAGCAGGCGCUACGCGAGGGCGGCAUCAUCAUCCAGCGGCUGAAGGUGCGCAAGGGCGGCAUUGCGAUUGCUGGGCCCGGGGGCGUGGCCACAGCAGGCAGCGGCGGCACAGCCAUCGUGGGCCCUGGGGGCUAUGCCCUCACACACCCGCGCAGCCUCACAAUCGCUGGGCCCGGGGCCAAGGUGAUUUCCAUACCCGCCAAUGUGGAUCUGCAGGAUGCGCUGGCACGCACCGAUCUGCAGGCGAGAAGUUUUCCGCGUGAGGGCAAGGUGGUGGCCACUGGACCGACGGUUUACUAUGCCCCGCCCACGGGCACGACGGAGGAGGAGGCGGCGGAGCAUGCUUACGGCUACUGGCGCACUGCUUCCUUCGAGGCCUGGCCGCCACGCACUCAACUGGCACACGCCGCGCCGCUGCUCGCCAAGGAAAACCAAUUGACGUCGUUCGGCGCCUACCAGCCAGCUGUUGUAUACAACAGUCCGUUCUACGCGGCAUACAGUCUGCCACUGGCAUACGUGCUGCAACCCACCACACCCGGCACAGCCACCACACCAGCCACAGUCGAUGCAACAACCACGAGCACGAUCAAGCCCGAAAGCACAGCGGAGGAGCUCGAAAAGCCAGAAAAGCCAGAAAAGCUGCAAGCGCUGCCAGCGGCCAAACAGCCACAAGUGGAGACACAAACCACUGGCGACCUGAAGAGUGAUUCGGGUCUCCGCUCAGCGGUGAGCAAAAUAAAUCCCAAUUACGUGAUCGAGGAGAUUCUGGCCAUUCCCGGCAAGCAUGUGAUCUCCAGCCAGCAGCAGCUGCGACCAGCGAAGCUGCGAAAGCUCUCCUCAGCGAAACUGAAGCGCGUGCCCGUCAAGGUGGAGGCCACGGGCAAGACCAGCAGCAGUUCGGGCAACAUUCCGCAGAUCCAAUUCGGCAACUACUUUCUGCCCUACCAGCCGCUGCAGGCACAGGCCAUACAGGGCCGCAAGCAGGCGGCGCUCAUACUCGAGCCGCACUCCCGCGCGGUGGUGGGCAACGGCGGCACGGCCAUUUCCACGCCCAUUUCGCGGGCGUACCUGAAGAAGGGCGUGCCCACGAAUGUGUACUUCAAUCCGGACUCGGUGGCCAUCGCCGGCGUGGGUGGCAAGGCGCAUGCCACGGCGGACUUGGAGCUGGACUUGUUUAACUGA
This is a messenger RNA of Drosophila subobscura, 2936 nucleotides long. RefSeq lists its product as uncharacterized. The record is from RefSeq and is a predicted model, not a curated record. NCBI's taxonomy places the organism in Eukaryota, Metazoa, Arthropoda, Insecta, Diptera, Drosophilidae. The transcript is spliced from 4 exons. The coding region runs from base 279 to 2936 and encodes 885 amino acids.